AUGGAAGUUUGGCAAAACCAGGCCUGGUGUAGAGAAGCAUGUUUUUCAUCGUUCUGGGCGCACUAUCAUGCCGUUGAGAAGUGGCGAGCCGAUCAUGCGCGAAUGGCUGCAGUUUCUUGUCGCAUAGCUGGUGAAAGGAAAAGGCAUUCACGCAGAAAGCCAGCCUCACGACCCAACGAUAAUUCAAGUUCUAAUCGGGAAUACGCGAAGAAGUCGUCGAACAAAGAAAAGGUCAAGAAGGAGAGAGUCGUUCUGAAUGCGGCAUACGAAGAGUCAGUAUCCAUGGAGGUGGAAGAGAUGUCUGACGAAAUGGUGGCUUUCUUCAAGAAGACGAUCGAACAUAGAAAGACCCGCGAUGCUGAGCGAACCGAAAAGGAGCAACGUUUAGCAAAGGAACGUGGUGAGGGCACAGCGCACUGGAUUCAUUUGGAUGACGAUGAAUACGUCCUAGCCGAUAAAAUCGGCGUGUACGGCGUUGAAAAGCGCACUUUCGCUGUCCCGGACGAAGAAACGCGAACGAAGGAAAGACGCGAUAACGCCCGUAAAUUGUAUGGAUCGAAAGCGGAACAGAUUCUGGCUAUGGAAACGCUGAUGGAUAUGCGCUUUGAACAAGAAUAUGCUAGGAAACGGCCACCGUUGUGGCCCAAUAUUCCGUUAAAACUGUAA
Ostertagia ostertagi is the source of this 666-nucleotide messenger RNA. Lineage: Eukaryota; Metazoa; Nematoda; Chromadorea; Rhabditida; Trichostrongylidae. The record is from the annotation of a GenBank genome assembly.